Messenger RNA from Blepharisma stoltei, 795 nucleotides. NCBI's taxonomy places the organism in Eukaryota, Ciliophora, Heterotrichea, Heterotrichida, Blepharismidae. The record is from the annotation of a GenBank genome assembly.
AUGGAAGACCCUAUUUUAUGCGAAAAUCACCUAUACAACAUUGAUAGAGCUAGCAAAAGAGUCAGAAUAUGAACCUAUGAUCUUGACUCAGCUGCAAAAUCGCAUUUUUAUAUAAGCAAAAAUGAAACAUUAAAUUUUGGAACGUCUAUUGCCCUUUUGCCACAGUCAGAAUUAUUCUGCUAUGGAAACCAUGAACCUAUCUCUGGGAUUUCCUGCAUCAUUGAUCUCAAAUCUUGGAAAAUAAAGAAAACUCUACCGUCCUGGACUCCUUGCUACUUUGCAGGGUCAAUUUAUUAUAAAAAUUCAAUUUAUAUGUUUGGAGGCUAUAAUGGUGUUUCACUUUUAUGCCUUGCAUCUAAAUUUGAUAUAAACGAAAAUAAAUGAUUCCAAAUAACACCGCUCCCAAUGGCAUCUUCCCUUUGUGCUUGCACUGUUUUCAAAAAUUCUAUAAUUAUAUGUGGAUAUGAGCACUCAAAAGUAUAUAAAUAUGAUGUCCAAAUUGAGAGCUAUUCAGAAUUGCCUGUUAUAGAUUUACGUCAAAAUUUUCAAAAAAUUUUAUUUGAAAUAAAUUCAAGAAUUUAUAUUCUGAUAAAAAAUGGGAAAAUUUUGGAAAGUGAAGUUGACAAUGAAUACGCAUGGAGUAUUGUUGGAAACUCCCAGUUUGUGUACUAUAACAAUUGUUUCUGAGUAAACCAUAAAGGAUCGAUAUAUAUUAGCUUGCAUUAUUAUCGAGAAAUGCACUGCUACAAGUUUUGUUUGAAGAAAAAAAUCUUGGAAAAUUUGAGCAGCAGCUAA